AUGUGCUCAGCCUUUCAACUCAUGUAGGACAGUUGCAGUAGAGCAAAUAAAAGUGAGGUAAGAAAAAGGAUAGAACUCUCUGCACUUUUAAAGGUUCAAAAGGUAAAUAUAUAUAUAUACAUGGCUAUGGAAGAAGGAGUUGACGAUUAUACCAAAGAUGGAACUGUGGAUCUCAAGGGAAACCCUGUCCUUAGAUCCAAGAGAGGUGGAUGGAGGGCUUGCUCUUAUGUUGUUGUGUAUGAGGUAUUCGAGAGGAUGGCAUAUUACGGGAUAUCAAGCAAUCUGGUUCUGUAUUUGACAAAAAAGCUGCACGAGGGUACAGUGAAAUCCGCCAAUAAUGUCACUAAUUGGGUGGGCACCAUUUGGAUGACUCCAAUUUUGGGUGCAUAUGUUGCUGAUGCUCAUCUCGGCCGCUACUGGACUUUUGUCAUCGCUUCCUUUAUUUAUCUUUCGGGGAUGUGUGUACUAACACUAUCAGUGUCACUUCAACCGCUAAGACCACCACCCUGUAAGGAUACCAAUGUUGAGAACUGCCAGAAGGCAUCAGCACUACAAUUAGCAGUGUUUUUUGGUGCCCUUUACACGCUAGCCGUAGGGACUGGAGGAACCAAGCCCAACAUCUCGACUAUUGGUGCCGAUCAAUUCGAUGAUUUCCACCCUAAAGAGAAGGGUCAAAAGCUAUCCUUCUUCAACUGGUGGAUGUUCAGCAUUUUCUUUGGAACACUCUUUGCUAACACUGUACUUGUUUACAUUCAAGAUAAUGUUGGGUGGACGUUAGGCUAUGGACUUCCAACUCUUGGGCUUCUGAUAUCUGUUGCUAUAUUCUUGGCUGGCACACCAUAUUACAGGCAUAGGAAGCCUACAGGUAGCCCAUUCACAAGGAUGGCUAGGGUCAUAGUUGCUGCACUAAGAAAAUGGAAGGUGACAAUUCCUAAUGACCCUAAAGAACUGUAUGAGCAUGACUUGGAAGAGUAUGCAACGAAGGGAAAGUUUAGGAUUGAUUCCACUCCUACCCUGAGGUUUCUGAAUAAAGCUGCUGUGAAAACAGGUUCAAAUGAUCCAUGGAUGCUUUGCACAGUUACUCAAGUAGAGGAAACUAAACAAAUGUUAAGAAUGAUACCGAUCUUGAUUACCACUUUUGUUCCAAGUACAAUGAUUGCCCAGAUCAAUACCCUUUUCGUGAAGCAAGGCACUACCCUUGAUAGGCAUAUUGGCAGCUUCAAAAUCCCCCCAGCAAGUUUAGCUGGAUUUGUGACCUUAGCGAUGCUUAUUUCUGUAGUCCUUUAUGACCGAUACUUCGUCAGAAUUAUGCGAAGGUGGACCAAUAAUCCUAGAGGAAUCACUCUUCUUCAGAGGAUGGGAAUAGGCAUGUGUUUCCACAUCAUAAUCAUGGUUACAGCUUCCCUCAUUGAAAGGCAGAGACUCAGUGUGGCUAAAAAACAUGGCUUGGUUGAAAGUGGAGGACAAAUCCCUUUAACAAUUUUCAUUUUACUCCCUCAAUUUGUGCUUAUGGGAAUGGCUGAUGCAUUUUUAGAGGUGGCCAAGCUUGAGUUCUUCUAUGAUCAGGCACCUGAAAGCAUGAAGAGCCUUGGAACUUCUUAUUCAACUACUAGUCUUGGAGUUGGAAACUUCCUCAGCAGUUUCCUUCUUUCGACAGUUGCUCGUAUCACCAAGAAUCAUGGUCACCACCGUGGAUGGAUUUUGAAUAACUUAAAUGCUUCUCAUUUGGACUACUAUUAUGCAUUCUUUGCGAUAUUGAACUUCUUGAAUCUCAUUUUCUUCUUCGUUGUGAUUAAGUUCUACGUGUAUAAAGCUGAAGUUUCAGAUUCAAUGGAAGUACUAGCCGAAGAAUUGAAGGGGAUGAGAUUGAAGGCACCGAGCCAGGAAGUGCUUAAUGGGACCUCAUAGCUUUGGAAGGAAAGCCUCAUUAUCUCUGCCGAAGUUAGAGGCCGCCUUGGCCUCGAUGCUGGCACAGUAUUAAACAUCGAAGUCGGGCUAUAUCCUCCACUCUGAUGUGAUGGCGCAUUUGGAGACCCUGGAGCUGAGCCCCCACUGCCUCCUCCACCCCCACCACCAAUAGCCACACUAGACAUCCUCCUGGACGGCGACCUUUUCAGCAUCUUUAGCCCUAGCGCCCGUUUUAUCCUGCUCGUUGGAGUCAUCACAACUACUGGGCCACUGCCCAUCCGCCCACCACCGGAAGACCCAGAACCAGAUGCUGACGGUGACCCAGAUCCUCCACUAUCUCCAAUAUCAUGAAGAUGAUGAUGGGUAGAGUAAAAUGUAAUUGCAUUUCGGCCACCACCAAAGCCUGGGGAGGAUCGACAAGCUGUAAAGAAAACUUCAUAUGCUGUCUCCCGGAUAUCGUCACGAUCGAUACCGAUGAGGUCUCCAAAAGGCCAGGUAAGGUCUGUCUCGGAAGGGUCAAUGGCGGUGGUGGCUGGACCGGAAAGGAGAGGACCAGAGAAGAAAUCUCGGGAGGUAUGGUGCGCCAUUUAAGUAGCAGAAACAACACACAAUGCAGAAUCUCUGGUCAGAUGUCCGGCGGGAGAGGGUAAGGAGAGAAGGUAUGCAUAAUUUUAAGAAAGCAAGAGAGGGAGAAAGAAAGAGAAAGGGACAAAAAGCAAUAGAGAAUAAGUGUGGGAUUUGUGGUGGUUUUGUUACAGUCAUUGCAUUGAGAGAGAGAGAGAGAGAGAGAGAGAGAGAGAGAGAGUUGAUGGCCAGGAGACAACGUUGUAUUGCGAGGAAAGCGAGGAAGAUAUGGUAGUGAAGAGAGCUCCAUUAUCCACAGACAUGAAUUAACAAAUGCUCUCUCCCGUCUAUUUCUGGAUUGCCAUUCUUUCCUUCUUAUUACACUGAUUUUUAAUU
Molecule: messenger RNA, 2868 nt
Organism: Hevea brasiliensis (rubber tree)
Lineage: Eukaryota; Viridiplantae; Streptophyta; Magnoliopsida; Malpighiales; Euphorbiaceae
Product: protein NRT1/ PTR FAMILY 5.2
Exons: 5
Coding region: 121-1908 (595 amino acids)
Biological process (GO): transmembrane transport; dipeptide transport
Cellular component (GO): membrane
Molecular function (GO): dipeptide transmembrane transporter activity; tripeptide transmembrane transporter activity
Source: RefSeq, a predicted model, not a curated record